GUUUUAUCUGUGGGUAACAUCAGAGCCUUGUCACCAUGUCUGGCGGUCCGGCGGUGAGAGUCAGCAUCGAGUCAACCUGUGAGAAGCAGGUGCAGGAAGUGGCUCUCGAUGGGACAGAGACGUAUGUCCCCCCUCUGUCCAUGUCCCAGAAUUUGGCGAAGUUGGCUCAGAGAAUUGACUUCAGCCAGGGAUCCGACUCCGAGGAGGACGGGGCCGAGGGUGAAACCAGGGACCGCGAAUGGGGCAAGCAGGAAACAGAGGAGGAAGAAGGCACGGUGAAGUUUCAGCCAUCUCUCUGGCCGUGGGACUCGGUGCGUAACAACCUGCGCAGCGCCCUGACGGAGAUGUGUGUCCUCUACGACGUGCUCAGCGUGGUGAAGGAGAAGAAGUACAUGGCCUUAGACCCCGUGUCUCAGGAUCCAACAGCUGGCAAGGCGCCUCAGGUUUUCCAGCUGAUCAGUAAAAAGAAGUCGUUAGCCACGGCAGCUUCUCUCCUCCUGAAGGGAGCAGAGAAGCUCACCAAGUCGGUGACGGAGAACCAGGAGAACCGGAGGCAGCGGGAUUUCAACUCGGAGCUGCUGCGACUUCGCUCGCAGUGGAAACUACGCAAAGUAGGAGACAAGAUCCUGGGAGACCUCAGCUACCGGAGCGCAGGUUCUCUGUUUCCUCACCACGGCACGUUUGAGGUGAUCAAGAACACGGAUAUUGAUCUGGACAAAAAGAUCCCAGAGGACUACUGCCCCCUUGAUGUCCAGAUCCCCAGCGAUCUAGAGGGAUCCGCUUAUAUCAAGGUGUCCAUUCAGAAACAAGCUCCAGACAUCGGUGAUCUGGGAACAGUCAAUCUGUUCAGGAGGCAACCGAAAUCCAAAGCCGGUACUCAGUCCUGGCACGUGAAGCUGGAGGCGGCACAGAACGUUUUGCUCUGUAAGGAGAUCUUCGCUCAGCUGUCCAGAGAAGCCGUGCAGAUUAAAUCCCAGAUCCCUCACAUCGUGGUGAAGAACCAGAUCAUCUCACAGCCGUUCCCAGGCCUGCAGCUCUCCAUCUCACUCUGCCACUCCACUGGAGAGAAGAAGAACCAUCGGUCGUCUCCGGAGAAACCCAAACCAGACGACCACCUGUACGUGCUGGAGCACAACUUGCAUCAAAUGAUGAGAGAGUUCCACAAGCAGCAGCUGAGCUCUGUGGUGAUGCCUCAUCCUGCCAGCGCUCCCUUCGGCCACAAACGCAUGCGCCUGGCGGGACCGAUGGCUUACGACAAAGCUGAAAUCGCCAGUUUGCAGCAGAACGAGGGUCUGCUGGAGAAGAUCAUCAAACAGGCCAAACACAUCUUCCUACGCAGCAGGACGGCACGGACCAUCGACACCCUGGCCAGCCGCAUCGAAGACCCCCAGAUCCAAGCUCACUGGUCCAACAUUAACGACGUGUACGAGUCCAGCGUCAAGGUGCUCAUCACCUCUCAGGGCUACGAGCAGAUCUGCAAGUCCAUCCAGCUGCAGCUGAACAUCGGUGUGGAGCAGAUCAGAGUGGUGCACAGAGAUGGACGGGUCGUCACACUGUCACACCAGGAGCAAGAGCUGCAGGACUUCCUCCUCUCACAGAUGUCGCAGCAUCAGGUGCAUGCGGUUCAGCAGCUGGCCAAAGUCAUGGGCUGGCACGUCCUGAGCUUCAGCAACCAUGUCGGCCUCGGCCCGGUGGAGAGCAUCGGCAACGCCUCUGCCGUCACCGUCGCCUCUCCAAAUGGAGAGUACGCCAUCUCAGUGCGUAACGGUCCAGAGAGCGGGUGCAAAGUUUUGGUCCAGUUCCCCCGCAGCCAGACCAAAGAGCUGCCGAAGAGCGACGUCAUCCAGGACGGCAAGUGGAGCCACCUCAGGGGGCCGUACAAGGAGGUCCACUGGAGCAAGAUGGAGGGACGAAACUUUGUGUAUAAGAUGGAGCUCCUCAUGGCUGCACUGACUCCUUGUCCUUAGAUACAGUUUCUGUCUGCGGACUCUUU
Scomber japonicus (chub mackerel) is the source of this 1993-nucleotide messenger RNA. RefSeq names its product mediator complex subunit 17 (gene med17). Gene Ontology annotation, cellular component: mediator complex; core mediator complex. The coding region runs from base 36 to 1967 and encodes 643 amino acids. Gene Ontology annotation, biological process: regulation of transcription by RNA polymerase II. The transcript is spliced from 13 exons. Lineage: Eukaryota; Metazoa; Chordata; Actinopteri; Scombriformes; Scombridae. The record is from RefSeq and is a predicted model, not a curated record. Gene Ontology annotation, molecular function: transcription coregulator activity.